AUGACAUCGAAUAACUCUUCAUCCUCGAAUGGUGGGGAUAGCACUUCUACUACUUCAGAAACCACAACGACAGAGAGAAUGAAUUCUCCACAACAAAUGUCAUUAACUGUCAACAAUAAUCAGCCGCAAGCCAGUGUUUCAACACAGUGUGAAAUCGAAUUGGCAGAUAUAAAGGAUAACCAGAUUUCUCCUAACUCUGCUGAAGAACAUAUUAAAUCCUCUGAAACUAGAACACCAAGUGAUUGUGAUGACGUCUUAUCCACUACUGCUGAAGUUAACUUUGAUUGUCAGUCACCAAUGAAAAAGCCAACAUCAAAGUGUGAUUUUGAAAUUCCAACUUCACCACAAUCGUUGAAUCCAGCUGGAUCCAGCACCACUAACCUAAUUUCUGAUGAUAAGCUUGUGAAAAAGUUACCAAACAAUAGCAAGUCAGUCACAAUGAUAACACAAGAAGAACAAGCAUUCGAUACCAAAACUGUAAAUAGUUACCAAAGCAAAGCAACCUCUAAGACAUCAAAGACAUCAGGCGGGUUUUCAGUUGCCACUUGUUGUGGUACUGUGGAGCUAAACUGUAUUCGUGUCUUGUCAAUUCUAGGUAUGAUGAUCAACAUUAUUGCCUUUGUUGCCAUGGCAGUUGUGAUUUCAGUUGCCUUCUCCGUCUCCACUACUAACGAAACUGAAUUGUUGAUACUCAGAGCUGAUGCUAACUUGAUGAGUGAAGUAGCUGCUUCUUCACUAAAGAUUGCCGUGUAUUCUAAUCAAACCGAACCCUAUAUUUCCAGAUGGAAAACAACUAAAGAUAAGGCCGUUGCAGCUAUUGCUUCGAUCGUUGAUGCCCUCCCACCCGAUGUUUUCCUCAGACUUCUCAAUGGUUCUACAUACUUCAACUCUAGCGCAAUUCCAGUCAAUCCCUAUGAACAACAAGUGGUAAACCUGUUAAAAUCAGGCAAGCAGAAGGAAGCCAUCACUCUCAUUGAAAGUAAGAAUUAUACUUCCUACUCUCUUGGAUGGAAGAAUGUGGUUUCUAACUUGUUGACCUAUGCAAAGGAAUUGGCAAGAAACAAGAAUGAUUACUUGUUGACCUCUUCAAGUGUCAACAUGGGUCUCAUUGGUUUUUCAAUUCUGCUGGUUGUUCCAAUUGUGUUGGCCAUCUUUAUUAUGGCCAUCAAUAGAGAAGGUGUUUCUCAAAAACGUCUCAAAAAGGCAAAUGCUGUCAUGUUACUCGACACACUGCAGGAUCAUGCACUCAAAGCACUCUUUAGAAAGCAUUGUGAAACUGAAAGAUGUUUGGAAUCAUUUGAAUUUUUGGAAAAGAUUCAUUACUAUAAGGAAUUCUGUAAUGACUCAUUCGAUAUUCAAGUCAAACUUUAUGACAGUAGUCACCCAACACAAACAGAAAAGAAGUCCCUCGAAUCCGAUCUCAAGGAAGUUGAACAAAAGAAGUAUGAGGUUGCCUUUGAAAUUUUCACAGAAUUUAUUGAUGAACAUGGAGAAAAGGCACUUGUUGUCACAAGCCAUUUGUGUGAAGAUGUCAAGAUGAAAUUGGAUCAUUUCAAUACAGGACAAUCAGACCAUUUGAGUGACGAACUAUUCGACAAACUUCAAACUGAAGUUGCCAUCCACUUGUUGGAUUGCCAUGCCAGAUUCAAGCAAAGUAUUGCAUUCCAAAAGAAGAUGAAAAUUCAAGAUAUUCGUUCCAAAACCAAGAUUACAGGUAAAUGAAUAAGUUGAUUUUUAUCAAAACCUUCCUUGGUAUUGUAUCAUGAAUAAACCAAAUUACCGAAAUUACUUUUUGGUUUUAUUCUU
Messenger RNA from Naegleria gruberi, 1806 nucleotides. RefSeq names its product RGS domain-containing protein. Lineage: Eukaryota; Heterolobosea; Eutetramitea; Acrasida; Naegleriidae. Bases 1 to 1722 code for a protein of 573 amino acids. The transcript has a single exon. The record is from RefSeq and is a predicted model, not a curated record.